Messenger RNA from Lacerta agilis (Sand lizard), 3025 nucleotides. RefSeq names its product reversion inducing cysteine rich protein with kazal motifs (gene RECK). The transcript has 18 exons. Gene Ontology annotation, biological process: sprouting angiogenesis; extracellular matrix organization; blood vessel maturation. Bases 149 to 2680 code for a protein of 843 amino acids. Lineage: Eukaryota; Metazoa; Chordata; Lepidosauria; Squamata; Lacertidae. Gene Ontology annotation, molecular function: metalloendopeptidase inhibitor activity; protein binding. The record is from RefSeq and is a predicted model, not a curated record. Gene Ontology annotation, cellular component: plasma membrane.
UAGGUUGCUGUGAGUUAGCCAUUGUUGUAGAAUGUCGCCAAGCAUGUAAACAGGCAUCUUCAAAAAAUGAUAUUAUGAAAGUUUGCAGGAAAGAAUAUGAGUUUCCUUCUCUUUUCUGGAUUUCUGCAUUGCUGUAGGAGGUUGACCAAUGUUUGUUGGAGAACGGAAAGGACAGAAUGCACUUUUUAGCUGCAUCAACAGAAAUGAAAUGGGAUCAGUUUGUUGCAGUUAUGCUGGUCAUCACACAAACUGCCGGGAAUAUUGCCAGGCAAUCUUUCGAACAGACUCUUCUCCAGGUCCUUCUCAAUUCAAAGCUGUUGAAAGUUACUGUGCCUCCGUUAGCCCACAAUUAAUUCAUUGCGUGAACAACUACACACAGUCCUAUCCAAUGAGAAAUUCAACAGAUAGUUUAUACUGCUGUGACAGAGCGGAAGAUUAUGCCUGCCAAACAGCUUGUAAAAGGAUCCUGAUGUCAAUGAAAACAGAGCUUGAAAUUGUGGACGGACUUAUUGAAAGCUGUAAAACGAUGCCUCUGCCACAGGAUCCUCUAUGGCAAUGUUUCCUUGAGAGCUCAAGAUCUGUUCACCCUGGAGUCACUCUGCACCCUCCACCUUCAACAGGUCUGGAUGGUGCUAAAUUACACUGCUGUUCUAAAGCAAAUACUUCCACAUGUAGAGAUUUAUGCACUAAACUCUAUAGCAGCAGCUGGGGCAAUACACAGAGCUGGCAAGAAUUUGAUCGCUUUUGUGAGUAUAACCCAGUCGAAGUUUCCAUGUUGACCUGUUUAGCAGAUGUACGUGAACCUUGUCAGCUGGGCUGUAGAAAUCUUACUUACUGCACUAAUUUUAAUAACAGGCCAACUGAACUCUUCAGGAGCUGCAAUGCCCAAUCAGACCAAGGAGCCAUGAAUGACAUGAAACUUUGGGAGAAAGGAACAAUUAAGAUGCCAUUUAUCAAUAUUCCUGUUCUUGAUAUUAAAAAAUGCCAGCCGGAAAUGUGGAAGGCGAUUGCUUGUUCACUGCAGAUAAAGCCGUGUCACAGUAAAUCUAGAGGGAGCAUAAUCUGCAAGUCGGAUUGUGUGGAAAUUCUCAAGAAAUGUGGAGAUUUAAGCAAAUUUCCUGAGGGACACAUGGCCGAAAGCAUCUGUGAACUUCUGUCGCCAACCGAUGACUUGGAGACUUGCAUACCUUUAGAUACAUAUGUUCGCCCAAGCACUUUAGGGAACAUUGUGGAUGAUGUCACACACCCCUGCAACCCAAAUCCUUGUGCUGCCAAUCAGUUAUGUGAAGUAAAUAGAAAAGGAUGUCAGGCUGGGGAACCGUGUCUUCCUUAUUUUUGUAAACAGGGCUGCAAGUUGGGCGAAGCUUCCGAUUUUAUUGUCCGCCAAGGUACCCUCAUCCAGGUCCCGUCCUCUGCAGGAGAUGUCGGCUGCUAUAAGAUCUGCACGUGUGGCCAGAGUGGGCUGCUGGAAAACUGUAUGGAACUGCACUGUGUUGAUCUCCAAAAAUCAUGCAUUGUUGGAGGGGAAAGAAAAGGCCACGGAAAAUCUUUCAAAAUAGAUUGCAAUGUCUGUUCUUGUUUUGCUGGGAAUCUGAUAUGCUCCACUCGCCAGUGUCUGAAUGAAUACAACUCAGAUGAUGAGCAUGACAUUACAGGUCUGCCAUGUAACUGUGCUGAUCAGUUUGUCCCAGUGUGUGGACAGAACGGUCGUACCUAUCCAAGCGUAUGUAUAGCACGUUGUGUGGGGCUUCAGGACAAUCAGUUUGAAUUUGGAUCCUGCAUCUCCAAGGAUCCUUGCAACCCUAAUCCCUGCCUUAAAAAUCAGAGGUGUAUACCGAAGCCACAGGUUUGCUUAACGAGUUUUGAGAAGUUUGGAUGUAACCAAUAUGAAUGUGUGCCCAGACAAUUCAGUUGUGGUGACCAAUUGCGAGAUCCUGUUUGCGAUACAGACAAUAUAGAAUAUAGCAGUCCAUGUGUUCUACACCAAAAAGGGAAAAGUGUAUCAUACAAAGGUCCAUGUCAGUCAUUUUGCAAAUCAGUUGAUUUGGUAUGUGGCCAUAAUGGUGAAACCUACAACAAUGUGUGCGCUGCGUAUUCUGAUCGUGUGGCUAUAGAUUACAAGGGACCUUGUCAAGCUGUAGGAGUCCUUUCUGACUACAGUUAUCAAGGAGAAUGUGCAUCUGUAACAUGUCCUCGUCUUGCAGCAACUGGAUACAAGUCAGUUACCCCACCAGGAGCUUGCUGUUCUUUGUAUGCUGCAAUACUCAGGGUCUUGUAUGAUAAAGAAAAACUGGAUACCUUCGCCAAGAUAACCAACAAAAGGCCAAUCACUGUACUUGAAAUACUUCAAAAGAUCCGCCUCCAUGUGUCUGUGCCACAGUGUGAUGUUUUUGGAUACUUCAGCAUAGAAUCUGAAAUCGUGAUCCUCAUCACACCUGUUGAUCAAAACCCUAAGCCUCUUCAGAUUGAAGCCUGCAAUAAAGAAGCAGAAAAGAUAGAAUCGCUGAUCAACUCUGACAGUCCUGCUCUAGCAUCCCAUGUGCCACUUUCAACACUUAUCGCAGCCCAGGCGGAAGUUUCACGCAAGAUGUCUUCUUCUUGUAGUCUGGUUAUGCAAGCACAGUGUACUUUCUUCUGGAGCCUUGUGCUCACCUUCACAGCCACAAUAUGUAAUACGUAGUGGCAAGUGAGGUUUGUAAUUUGAUUUGCGAAAGACAUUCAGAACUUAAUGGUGUAUUAAUAAUGUAACAUUAAUGAUGUUUCCGAGAGGAAACUAUAUGACCAAAGUGAUUACUCCACACAGCACCAGCAAUAAUGUACAAUUUAGGUGGGAGACCGAUCCCCCCGCCCUGAGCUGAAGGCUCUGCCUGUAGUGUGCUCAUUCAUUUCUUUUAUCCUCUUAUCAUUUUUGGUCAAACAGUUUUGGAGAAUUUUGCAAUGCUUCAAAAAUCAGGAAAACGUGUUGAGUGAACAUGGUAGCAAGACAAAAGAAAUGACUGUCUGGACAGUUAAAGUGCUAGCAUAC